UAUUUUACCUUGUAUGAAUCAUAUAUUUACCUUGUAUAAGUAAUAUAUCAUAGUAUUAUAUUUGUUUAUUUCAGAGGAGAUAUUGCACUGAUUGGUCUGGCAGUUAUGGGUCAGAAUCUCAUCCUAAAUAUGAAUGACCACAAGUUUACAGUUGUGGCAUUUAAUAGGACUGUAUCAAAAGUUGAACAGUUCUUAGCAAAUGAGGCAAAAGGGACGAACAUCAUUGGAGCAACAUCAUUAGAAGAUAUGGUAUCGAAGUUAAAGAAGCCACGUAGAGUUAUGCUUCUUGUCAAAGCUGGUCAAGCAGUUGAUGCUUUCAUCGAGAAACUGGUUCCACUUUUGGAAAAGGGAGAUAUAAUUAUUGAUGGUGGAAAUUCAGAAUACAGGGACACCAAUAGAAGAUGUAAAGAAUUAGCAGCUAAAAACCUUCUGUAUGUGGGUAGUGGAGUGAGUGGUGGAGAAGAUGGGGCUAGGUAUGGUCCCUCACUUAUGCCAGGGGGCGCUGGGGAAGCUUGGCCAUUUAUCAAGGAUAUAUUCCAGUCUAUAUCAGCAAAGUCUAAUGGUGAACCAUGUUGUGACUGGGUAGGACCUGAGGGAGCAGGACAUUUUGUUAAGAUGGUUCACAAUGGUAUAGAAUAUGGUGACAUGCAGCUGAUAUGUGAAUCUUACCACCUGAUGAAAGAUAUCCUAGGACUGUCUCAGGAUGAAAUGGCACAGGUGUUUGAUGAUUGGAAUAAAGGUGAUUUAGACUCCUUCCUCAUUGAAAUCACUCGUGACAUUAUGAAGUUCAAGGACUCUGAUGGGAAAUAUCUUCUAGAGAAAAUUCGUGACACUGCUGGCCAAAAGGGUACUGGCAAGUGGACAGCAAUAGCCUCUUUAGAAUAUGGUGUUCCUGUUACAUUAAUUGGUGAAGCAGUAUUUUCAAGAUGUUUAUCAGCAUUACAAGCAGAAAGGGUUCAUGCCAGUUCCCAAUUAAAAGGACCAGAUGCACUAAAGUUUAAAGGGGACAAGAAACAAUUUAUUGACAACAUUCGACAGGCCUUAUAUGCCUCUAAGAUUGUGUCAUAUGCUCAGGGCUUCAUGUUGAUGAGAGAAACAGCUAAAGAAUUAGGCUGGAAACUCAACUUUGGUGGUAUAGCUUUAAUGUGGAGAGGAGGGUGUAUAAUAAGAAGCCGAUUCUUGGGAAAUAUCAAACAAGCUUUUGAAAAAAACCCAGACCUUAGCAAUCUGUUACUGGAUGAUUUCUUUAAAGCAGAGAUACAGAAAAGUCAGGCAGCAUGGAGGAAUGUAGUAUCUACAGCAGUGUUACAUGGUAUACCUACCCCGGCAUUCAGCACUGCCCUAGCUUUCUUUGAUGGCUACAGAUCUGCAAGACUACCUGCAAACCUGUUACAGGCACAGAGAGACUAUUUUGGUGCACAUACAUACGAGUUACUGGAUAAACCAGGAGAGUUUAUACACACCAACUGGACAGGUCAUGGCGGCAAUGUGUCAUCUUCUACAUAUUCAGCAUAGACAAAACUACACAGUUCUUACCAUGAUAAUACUUCUCAUAUAUGUGCUGUAUAAUGAUAUCACUUGAAAUGUGCUUGUUAAACAUCUUAAAUGACAUACAUAAAGUAAAUGAGUUUUUACUUCACAAAAUUCUUGAAAUAAAUUGUUGAAAUAAAUGAAUAUAUAUGUUUUAUAUACAUAAUACAUAACUUUGUUACGACAAUACUUUAAUAAUGCAAUUUACAAAUUUUUUUACACAAAUCAUGUGCUUGAAAAUGGUAGCAGGUUUUUUUACAUAUUGUGUUAAAGGUGUAGCCAGAUUAAAUAUUAAGUAAUUGUCUAUAAUAACAUUACUGUUUUUAUUUACACAAUUUAUGUUUCAACUGCUGUGGUAAAAUACUAGAGACUGACUCCUGACUACAGUGUUUAGCUGAACAAUAACUAACUGAUACUCAAUCUUAUUUCAUUUAAAUUAUUUAAUUUGUCAUUUUACUUUACAGUAAUUUGACCCCAUUCAAAUAAGCUUUUCAAUACUAGGGUAGUAUGAAACAUACUCCUUGAUAAAUAUAGUUCUACAUUGAGUAUUUUUGUUGCAUUUGUGUGUGUUUCAUAUGCAUGUGAUAUUUGUUAUAAUAUAGUAAAUGUUUAUGUAUAUUAAUUAUCCUCAAUAUAUUGUUAUGAUACACUUGUCUUUAACCAUAAAUAAAGUCAGAUAUGGAUUUUUGAAUUGAUUUUAGUUAGUAUUAAAAUAACAUCUUGAUGUACUUGGUAUUAAUUAACUGUCUAUCUCCACUUACAAUUGUACUAUACUUAUUACAAUUAACUGAUUGCUUUUUUAUGGAAAUUUGUUGAAUAAUGUUGAAAGUUGACAGAUAUGUUACUUAUGUUGAUUCUGUUACUGGGAAAAACAAAACAUAUAAAAUAAUGAUAAUUCUAGUAAGAAAAUUCUCAUCAAUUUUAAGAAGUCAUUCUACUGAUAAAGUUUAUGUUAACAGCAUUAUUUUGCAUAUUAACUCAUAUUUAAAUAACUGAAAUUGUUUGUACUGUAUUUCCUAGUAGUUUCUGCUGUAUCAAAUGUCAUAUUUCUCCACAUUUUAACUUACUUUACCUAUAUUUUUUAAAUCACCACUCCAUGUCCUUCUGACCUUUUUUACCCAUAUUUAGUUCCCAUGUAUAAGUGAUGUUGAGUGUUGUAUGAAUUUGUUAUAAAGUAUACAGUUAGCUAUAGUUUUCUCUAAAAAUAAUCAAUGAUUUCAAAUAUCUACUCAUUUUUAAGUCCCUACUUUAGAUCAUAUCUAUAUUAUUUAUAUAUAAUAUAAAAUUAUUUUUUUAUAUACAUGUAUUAUUGUAUAUGUAAUAUUCAGAGAAAUCUUAUUCUUAAUGUUUCUUCUUGAAUUUCUUUGUAAUUAUUCAGAUUAUCAUUAUUUUGUAAAUGAGCCGCGUCACGACAAAACCAACAUAGUGCGUUUGCGACCAGCAUGGAUCCAGACCAGCCUGCGCAUCCGCGCAGUCUGAUCAGGAUCCAUGCUGUUCGCUAUCAGUUUCUCUACUUGUAAUAGGGUUGGUAAGCGAACAGCAUGGAUCCUGAUCAGACUGCGCGGAUGUACGGCUCAAAUGUUAAUUAUAUUAUUGUAACAUACAAUAUAAGAUAUAAUCACAUUACAGCCCUGGGGUUAAAAUUGGCCCUGCCCUAGACACCCCUGUUAAAAAAAUUUAAAAAAGGAAAAACUUUUUUUCUUUAAUUUUCUUUUUUAAGAUUUGUUUUAACCAUUUAUAGGUUUGCUUUUUAGAAAACUUUAAAGGUGGAGCAUUGCCCCGCCUAGCAGUGGCUCUUGUUUUGCUAAUAUAUUGAGAAAUAUUAUUUCUGAAAAAGAUGUUUGCUAAUCACAUUCAAAUAUCUUAAACAAUAUAUUAAUGAACAAUUCAAAUAUCUGUUUGUAUAAAUUAUUAUUUAAGUAAAUCAGAGAAUAAAACAUCUAAAAUUUUAAAA
Molecule: messenger RNA, 3484 nt
Organism: Ruditapes philippinarum (Manila clam)
Lineage: Eukaryota; Metazoa; Mollusca; Bivalvia; Venerida; Veneridae
Product: 6-phosphogluconate dehydrogenase, decarboxylating-like
Exons: 11
Coding region: 106-1515 (469 amino acids)
Biological process (GO): pentose-phosphate shunt; pentose-phosphate shunt, oxidative branch
Cellular component (GO): cytosol
Molecular function (GO): phosphogluconate dehydrogenase (decarboxylating) activity; NADP binding
Source: RefSeq, a predicted model, not a curated record